Messenger RNA from Anopheles funestus (African malaria mosquito), 5212 nucleotides. Its product is annotated as M-phase inducer phosphatase-like. Gene Ontology annotation, biological process: positive regulation of G2/MI transition of meiotic cell cycle; G2/M transition of mitotic cell cycle; positive regulation of G2/M transition of mitotic cell cycle. Bases 773 to 3253 code for a protein of 826 amino acids. The record is from RefSeq and is a predicted model, not a curated record. Gene Ontology annotation, molecular function: protein tyrosine phosphatase activity. Gene Ontology annotation, cellular component: cytoplasm; nucleus. The transcript has 5 exons. NCBI's taxonomy places the organism in Eukaryota, Metazoa, Arthropoda, Insecta, Diptera, Culicidae.
AUUUCAUAAAAGUUUUUACAUUAUAUAAAGUUACAGAUAAAAAUGUGAUUAUCAGGUAUUUAACUUCGCAAACUGGAAGGUCGCAUGUAUAAACGUCGCAGCAAAAUUAUUGUUAGGCUCUUUCCGCAACAACCUGAAUCAGCUGAUGGUACGGGAUCAGCUGUUCGGUUGGUCAUUUAACAUAUUUUCCUUUGUGUUGAUGCGGAUUUUAAAUGGCUUCUCGAAGGACGCACAAGUGGAACAAGAUGGUUGGUAAAGUGUAGCGAGUGUGUUAGUCGCUAAGUGAAGCAUAAUUGUACAAUGAUAAAAGCAUAUUAGUCUACCGAUUGUAAUCAUUCACCAUCCAGUAUACUGAUAUUAAUCAGUUUAGAACACAACAAUAGAGCGAAACGUAGUUUUCUUCUUAGCGCCAGUGUCAGUCUAGUGAAAAAGGAGCUGCAUGCACUAUUUGCGCCAAAUGUCUUGUCAUCGGUCGUGCUUUCUUCUAUCAAACAAAUCCUUUUGCUGUUCCCAGUAAGCUCAGUGUGGAGCCCAAAUUUUCCCCAACCUCAAGCUACAGUGCAUUUGGGAAAUGAUACACCGAGACUUGGGAAAGUAUCGCAGUAGACACAGUUAACUUGUAUACCGGCCGUAUCUCCGGAAGCGUAGCGCCCCCAGCCGGAGACUAUUUGCCAGUGCCGGGAAUUUGACUUGAAUUAAGUCUACGCAUACCAAACGACCGAUUACGAUCCAGUUUAGCAUCACCUUCGGUUGGAAAUCAUAACGCAAAACCAUGCAAAACAGCCUAGAUACCACCGCUGCAAAGACGCAGGAUAGUGAGCGAACGCUUGAAAUCAUGCCAGAACAAAUAGUACAAGACAUCACCAGCUCCUCAACCCAAAACGUAAACAUCCGUCAGCCGAAUGCUAUCGACGCUGGUAAAAAUGAUGGAAAGGACCAUACCGAACAAGGUGAACGGUUGGCCGUUGAUGAUGCAGGUUGUAACUUCGAAACACCGACGACGGAUAGAACACUAUUCCGAUUGCGAAAGUGCUCGACAAAGAUCUUUGGGCUUUCGCCCGUUUCGGAAAUUUCUGCCGCAUUGCAAGAUUCCGGCCUGGACACCCCUCGGUUGGUACGCCACAACAAAACUCGACCGGUCGGUUUGAGAAAAGAAGGCCAAUUUCAUCGGGUACCAGGCGAAGAAAGUAACGUGACGCCGUCUGCAACAUGUACUACCCACCGGGUUCAGCUUCCGACUGCUGACGAGCGCGAUCUCGAAAAUCUCGGCAAUGUCGGCGGCAACACCAAAGACGACGAAGGCUCCAGCCAGUGGCAACAGCAGCAUGAAGACGGUGAAGAAUUGAACCACAGUCGCUUCACGCUAAACUCGGCUGGUCGAUCGCCGGCAAGCAGAAGGGCGGAACAGCGCCAGCGCAGUCUCCAAUUCCGCCAGCAUGGAAUGCCGUCGCGAAUGAUCUACGACGAUAGCUGCAAAUUGUUGGCCUCACCCGGCAAGGAAAACAUGUCUACGGAGGAGCUAUCGUUCUACCAGAGCCACAGCCCACAGCAGAGCCCACGGCCCUGCAGCCCGUGCCCGCUCUGUCCGGAGGAUGCGCUCGGUGGUGAGCUGCUACCGUCGGAGAGCAACACCCCCAGCAAACAUGUAACCAUUCCGAUCGUGAACAAAAAUGGUACGGGCCCGAUCGUCGCCGGUAAGCUGACGGCCGUACCUGGUGGUUUCGGUUACCGGCCGCGCCGACCACUGGACGAUCACGAUCCAAACUCGAUGGACUCCGGGUACGGUGCGAGUGUGCUGAACGACGUGCUGAUGAACUCACUGCACAGCACUAGCGGCAGUACCGGAAGCAUGAUGACUGCCACGAAAACGCAUUCCCUGUUCCAUUUCAAUCAGUCGUCCACGGCGUCCCUUUCGCGGCACUGUUCCGGUUCGCCAGCGAGCUCACGUGGCCGACUGCUUCUACACAGUAGCCUGUCGUCCGGUUCGAUGGAAUCGAUGGAUGAUAUGGAGCUGUUCGAUAUGGAAGCGAUGGACGAUGAGGACAUUGAGAGUAAGUUGCAAUCCUGCCAACAGUCACAGCAACCGAGCGGGCUUAACACGCUCAUCUGCGGUACGAUCAAGACGACCAGAACGGCCACGACUCCCGAACAUCAGAAACGUCCGUUCGUGCGACGGUGUUUGAGCCUCACGGACAAUACCAACAGCAAUGUGAAUGUACCGCAGCAGCAGCAGCAGCACGUUAUCGCCCAGCUGAAAACGCCGGAACGGUACACGCGUCGUAUGAUCGCUAUGGAGGAUCAGGAGAACUGCAAUCUAACGCCGUACUCGUCCCGCACCGCUGCCGUUUCUACCGCGGAAGUAACGCGCUGCUUCAAACGACCCGAACCCCCGGGAGUUAGUCCGGUGCAGAGCAAACGUAGCAAAACCCAGAUGGACGUGAUGGCACUAGCGGCAGUGACGGCACCAGCCGUAAACGCACUAGACAGUCCGGCCCGUACGACCGUGCUGGCGGCGGUACCGAAGAAGCCCGUCUACCAGAAGUCAAUCUCCAUGAACGAUGCGCAGAUCAUGAGUGCCCUGUCCCGAUCCUCGUCCGAGCCGGAUCUGAUCGGAGAUUUCAGCAAAUCGUACGUGCUGCCGUUGAUGGAUGGUCAGCAUCGGGAUUUGAAGUCGAUUUCGGGCGAUACGAUGGCGCAUCUGGUACGUGGUGAUUACAACGAUAAGAUCGCUAGCUUCAAAAUCAUUGACUGCCGGUACCCGUACGAGUACGAGGGAGGCCACAUCCGGGGUGCGAAGAAUCUUUACACUCAGGAGCAGAUCAUCGAUGAGUUGAUCAAGUCGAAAAGCGAACCGCCAACAGUUGCCAGCUGCCAGGAUGGUACGAUGCGCCGCAACAUCGUUGUGUUUCAUUGCGAAUUCUCCUCCGAGCGUGGACCCAAAUUAUCACGCUUCUUGCGCAAUCACGAUCGCAUCCUAAACGCCGACAGCUACCCUGCACUGCACUAUCCGGAAAUGUACCUGUUGCACGGUGGCUACAAGGAGUUUUUCAAGGCACAUGCCGAACUGUGCGAUCCGGUUGCUUACCGACCGAUGCUGGAUCCGGAGUAUGGUGAUGCGUAUCGUCAUUUCCGGGCAAAAUCACGCAGCUGGAAUGGUGACGGUACAGGUACGGUUAAGGCCAGUACCACCGGGGGCCCGCUAGCCGGCGGACCAAGUCGUUUAACCAAGUCACGGUCUAGAUUGAUGCUGUAACUGUCGAACUGAGAUCCCUAUCCAUACGUUGCUAUUGAGCUAUUCUGUAUGUGUUAUCCCAUGUUGUUGGUGUCACGAUCUUCCUGACCAUCCCCUCAUCAACGCUCGCCAUGUAUAUACGUUAUGAAUUUGUUUUUUUUUGUUAUUCUAUUUUUAUACUUACGUUUAUAUUAGUUUAAAGUUUUGUUUUUUUUUUUAAUAUAGAAAGCAGAACAUAAACGUUUUGUACAUAUAUUUGGAAAAGUUUCAUAAACCAUUGACACAAAAGAAAACCAAUAACAAUUUUUGUCCAUUAACUACACUUACCUAAAAUUCAAACGUAAUAGUAAUUUGUUUGUUCUGCUUUUUUUUAAAUGCCAGCAAUAAUACUGGACUGGUUUGCAUCGCGCUUUGCCAACAGUUUCUUUUUUUUGCUUUUUUGAUGUCACGUUUUAUUUUUUAUAGUUUACGUUCUUUUCCUUUUUUUUGUUUCAUUGUUAUUCAUGAUUUAUUAUCUGUGAUUUAGAAUGGCUUAUCUUUUGAAGUAUUCUUUUCAUAACAAAACGAAAAAAAUGAACUACCCGGAAGCUGCGCGUACGCGUUCAGUAGCGGGUGAGCUAAAAAUCUCAAUUUCAAACAGUCGAAGAAGCGAGGUGCAGCGAUAGGGGAUUAUUAACGAACUAUUUCAGACAAAUUGCGUCUCAGUGGACUAAUGAUAAAUGUUACACCAACGUAGAGGAAUGUAGGAAUAUGGAGAAGAGUUAGCAUAAACGAAGGAGAAACGUGGUAGAAUGAGCACGAAAAAGAAAAGAAAAACAAGUGCAAAUUAGGUAAAAUCUAAUACAUGGAUGCGAUUGUAAGUGAUAAACAGCUGCACCGGCAAUAGACGGCACUAGACUGUUUCAUGCUUCGCCAUCCAAACACAAACAUACUCCACUAGGGAGCGGUAAGACUAUUUCUGUACAAACGUCACAGACUGUCCAAGACAGAUAAACUGGGUACGGGGUCAGAUAUGCACCAGUUUGGCGAACCAACACUCUUGUAACAAAAAAUCAUAUGAGCACCACAACGAAACCAGCUUAUCGAUAGAACGGUAAAUGGCUUUUUCCGCGUCGCAUUGAUUUAGUCGGGAAGAUCCAUUAACGACGAAACGUGCUAAUCCCGGAUGUUAUAUCCCUCUAUCCAUUCUCCCAUUCACACAAGGAAACACGAAGAGUGCAAAUUUUUAUAUAGUUAGUUCUUGUAACCAAAUUGUAAAAAGAAGCUUAGAUAACUUUUACAAUAAGCGCGCUACGGAAGAAUGCGAUGUGACAGUAAAAUGUGCAAGAAUCAACGAUAGCAAAAUACCCUUAUUAGCGUGUAAGUUAAAAGUAUGCAAAAUUAUAAUGAGUUUAAAAUACAAUCAAAUCGCAUAAGCAGAGAGAGCAUAAAAACUGAACGAUUUUUUGGAAGGGCAACGAGAGUGAAAUGUGUACCGGUUUCCUUCCUGUACAUGCUAGUUGUUCUUUACCGCUAUAGACUGACCUGGUAAGCACAUUUUCGUUGAAUGUGCAAGAUUUCACUGUGUACAUAGAAGGCGCAGAUGUUUCGAUUUAUUCUUCUGCUGACUGAAAAUAGAACUGAACCAACUUGGAUUGCCAGUAGAUUGAAUAUACUAUUCACUUAAUAAAAUAUUUAUAAUACUGCACCGUUCUGCAGUGGAGUUGAAUAUUAAGCAACGUGUCCUUUUGUUUUUGUGUUGAUUUUAUUUCGUCUAUUACAUAACUUGUCGCCAGGUUAAUUAGGUAGCUCGAAAUAAACAACCGUUGGCCAAAUUGGAAGUGUUUACAUUAAACAGAUUAAACAUUUACGGUUUAAAAGUUUGUGAAUUUUCUCUUAAUUAAAUGGUGGAAAAAAUGAUAUGGUCUAGCUUUUAGCUUCAACAGACAGCAUUGACAGCAUUGCACAUUUGACAGCAAGAGCUAUACGCAUUGCAUUCCU